Messenger RNA from Solea solea (common sole), 2604 nucleotides. Its product is annotated as substance-P receptor-like. The transcript has 7 exons. Gene Ontology annotation, molecular function: substance P receptor activity. Bases 200 to 1411 code for a protein of 403 amino acids. Lineage: Eukaryota; Metazoa; Chordata; Actinopteri; Pleuronectiformes; Soleidae. Gene Ontology annotation, biological process: positive regulation of flagellated sperm motility; G protein-coupled receptor signaling pathway. The record is from RefSeq and is a predicted model, not a curated record. Gene Ontology annotation, cellular component: sperm midpiece; plasma membrane.
UUUGGUGCGCUGUUGUUCUCCAGAGCGCAGAGCGCGAGGUCGGUGCGUAAAGACAGUUUAGCCACAAAAUGUGCACACUGCCCCCUUUCACGUGCCCACAGGCGCUGCUGCUCCAUUUAUCUGUGGAAAGAAUCUCGCUGAGAGACAGAAUCUAUUUUUAAACACCCACCCCACCAUAACACCUCGAUGCCCGGAAGAUAUGGACCCUCUCUACAACUCCAGCGACUGUAACGGGACCACCACCACCACCGUCCCCGUUAACAACUGCAGCGACGACUUCAACCAGUUCGUGCAGCCGGUGUGGCAGAUCACACUGUGGGCUGUGGUUUACUGCAGCAUAGUGGCGGUUUCCGUGGUCGGGAACACGGUGGUGAUCUGGAUUAUUCUGGCGCACAAGCGCAUGAGGACCGUCACCAAUUACUUUCUGGUGAACCUGGCCUUUGCAGAAGCUGCCAUGUCUGCAUUCAACACAGUGAUCAACUUCGCCUACGCUGUCCAUAACGAGUGGUACUUUGGUUUGGUUUACUGCAGUUUCCACAACUUCUUCCCCAUUGCGGCCAUAUUUGCCAGCAUUUACUCCAUGACAGCCAUCGCUCUAGACAGAUACAUGGCCAUCAUCCACCCCCUGCGGCAGAGGUUAUCUUCCAUGAAGACGCGUGUGGUGAUUGGUGUGAUCUGGAUGCUGGCUCUGCUUCUGGCCUUCCCUCAGUACUACUACUCAUCUAUGACCCUGUUGCCUGGACGCACAGUCUGCUACAUAGACUGGCCUGAAUACACCACCGUAGACUUCAAGAAGAUCUACUACGUGUGUGUGACACUGCUCAUCUACUUCCUUCCCCUUUGCAUCAUGGGAUGUGCAUACACGGUUGUGGGUAUCACCCUCUGGGCGAGCGAGAUUCCUGGAGACUCAUCUGAACACUACAAAGAACAGCUGUAUGCCAAACGCAAGGUGGUGAAGAUGAUGAUCGUGGUGGUGUGUACCUUCGCCGUCUGCUGGCUGCCCUAUCACAUCUACUUCCUCUUGCACCAGUUCUUCCCCGAUCUGUUUGAACAGCGCUACAUCCAGCAGGUGUACCUGGCCGUCAUGUGGUUGGCCAUGAGCUCCACCAUGUACAACCCCAUCAUCUACUACUGCCUCAACAGCAGGUUCAGAGCAGGUUUCCAGCAGGCGUUUUGCUGCUGUGUCCCCACAAACGUCAAGGAGCAGCUGGAGCUCAAAUCACCACAUUACCUGCACACACAGGGGAGCAUAUAUCGAGCCAGCCGGAUGGAGACGGUCGUCUCUGCCGCCGCCCACCCUCCCUCAGCAGAGCAAAAGAGGGUGGAGCUGCCGUCCUGUGCCCCUCCCACCCCGAGCCACCUGGAGGUCCCAUCCAACAGCUCCAACCGUCCCCGUAGCCCCUCACAGUAGAGUCAGAGUGGCCGGCUACUGUGUGGAGACAAUGUGCCAGUAUGUGGCUGAAAGCUGGCGUUAUGAGGGACAGUUGUGCUCACAUCGUGUCCAGGUCCAUUGUUGACCUGAGAUAUUCUGUUUAACACCUGACGGACGUCGUGUUGUUGGUCACCACAGAUGUGACGCUGCAGAGGCACAAACAGCUGAAACUCUGGUCCAUUCAGCAGGAGAGCUCCGCCCAUGCUCCGCCCAUGCUCCGCCCCCGCCUGCAUUCUCCACUGCUUUUGGACAGCGUGACUCUCAGGCUCCCAUGGCAACAGUGCCACAUUAAGAGGAGCUUGUGAUGCCAUGUGUGUGUUGUGUAGAAAUAGGGUGUGUGUAUUUGUGUGUGUGUGUGUGUGGGGGGGGGGGGUCUAGCACCUGUUGGGCAGGAUUAGCCCCUUGUUUUGACAAUGUGUGGAGAAGAGUUGAUUCCACAGCAGCCUGGUCACAGGGCAGAUUAAAUAUAGGAGAUGUGAGGGGGAGACGGUGAGUUACGUGUGGAAGGAUGGAUCACAACAAACCACCUUUGUGCUUAAAAGUAAAACCUCUUUCCCGACUGAAGACCUUGGGAAUGUGAGCAGUGAUGCUAUUUCAGUUCAGAGACAACAGCUGCACCAAGAAUGUCCGCGUAUUAGACUCUCUCUAAUCAUACAUGCAAGAAUGUAUGGGGACCAUUCUCAUGUUAGGGGACGUCUCAUCGUUUAUUAGUUCACUUCAUGAACAGUCUCUGGCGCACAAGCUGUCAAACUCAAGGUUCGUGGGCCACGUCCGGCCCGCCAUGCAAUCAUGGCCCACGAGCUAAUAUGUGACGUCUCUCCUGCUCCUCCAUUGACUUCGAAAACAAAGAGCUGGAACCAGACGGGGUUUAUAAGGAGGCUCUGCCUCUCAUUUGUAUUUCGCUGUUUCUCGUUUAGAUUUAUACAUUCAGUAAAAUGAGUACAGCAAUUUAUUGGCUGUUACGUGACGACAGACCUGUGUGUGUAGAGGAAGUGAGGUAACGACAGACUGUAUAACUAUACUGCUGAUUUCAAUGGAAAAUCCUUGAUAACUUUAAAUAUUUACCACUCCUUUUGUGUAUUUCUUGGGUGAAACAAUUAAUUUUAUAUCGUGGAAACAAAUAUCGAUUAUAUCUUAACAUGACACUUCUUUAAAUUAAAUUUGAUCUCUGA